UGCACAUCGAUGCGUUUCCGCACCUUCGUCUGUGGAUUUUUUUUCGCAACCAAAGCUGGUUUCAGAAUGAUGGCACGAAAGAGUGCAGGUGUGUCCUCACGGCCGGGUUGGGGUGAGGAGUCGCUCACCCGGACUGACUGACAUCGGACCCUUUGAAAAGCCACCUCAGUUCGCGAUAUCAUAUUCAGUCGGCUCGGAAUAUGGCGGUCCGCCAUGUUUUGUUCACUUCCGCCGUUUUGGGGGUUUUCCGGAUCGUUGCUGCAUUUGGAUCCUCGGUGCGUGACGCAGCGUCCGUCGCAACUUAAUCUGGACCCGCUCAGGGGAAAUGGGACGCCGACUCGGGUCACAAAAGGCGGAGGACAAGGGAUGGUUGUAGAUAUAUAUUAUCAAAGCCCCAUUAGAACAAUUCGAUGGUUCAGUCAAAGUUCGCUCGCUAGAAGGGUGUCUCGACGGUCGAUACACGACCAAUUGCGCCGCUCAUCCAAACAAUGUCCCACCCAUCUCCGUCCGCGCACCGAGCUUGAUCCGAUGCACUUCAUUCCCGAUUUUGAUUUUCACAUCCUCGAUCUUCACCCUCGUCUUCCGCAGCGCUGCAAACGCCUCCUUCCCCGCCUCGGAGGCAAAGUCCACCUCCCAACUCUCCGGCUGCUCCAGCUGCCACGCCAGUGAAAUGUGAAAAGACGAAUCCCCCGACUCCUUCCAUCCCCGUUCCUUGCCCACAGCACCAUCAGCGGACAUCUCCGGCUGCUUCUUCCCACCCACGUAAAGUUCUGGCAGCCCCCAUUCCUUUGCGACCUCGUUACACGUGUCUAGCAGCGUCUUCAAACCCCCG
Eremomyces bilateralis CBS 781.70 is the source of this 832-nucleotide messenger RNA. RefSeq lists its product as uncharacterized. The record is from RefSeq and is a predicted model, not a curated record. NCBI's taxonomy places the organism in Eukaryota, Fungi, Ascomycota, Dothideomycetes, Eremomycetales, Eremomycetaceae. The coding region runs from base 214 to 669 and encodes 151 amino acids. The transcript has a single exon.